Messenger RNA from Sabethes cyaneus, 1455 nucleotides. RefSeq lists its product as uncharacterized. Lineage: Eukaryota; Metazoa; Arthropoda; Insecta; Diptera; Culicidae. The record is from RefSeq and is a predicted model, not a curated record. Bases 20 to 1450 code for a protein of 476 amino acids. Gene Ontology annotation, molecular function: zinc ion binding; nucleic acid binding. The transcript has a single exon.
UUUGCGGUUCUGCUAAGUAAUGACUUCGGUUACGUGUGGGGCGUGUUCCCUGAAGAUAACAGCAGAAAAUGACCGAGUUUACUGUUCCGGAGGUUGUGACCAAAUACUGCACGUUUCAUGUUCCGAUUUGAGAUCCUCGGCAAUCACUGCGCUGUGCGAAAACGUCUCGUUAAAGUUCAUUUGCUUCAACUGCCGUAAAAAGCAACUGUGCCUAAGUGAUAUCCAAAGAAAAUGCAAUCAAUUGCUCGAUACAGUUAAUAAUAUGGCCAAAACGAGUGAUAAUCUUCCUCAACAGAUUUCUGCGAAUAUCAUUGAAAGUACUAUGAAUCUGCUUGAGAAUAGGCUGAACGACCUUGAAAGUAAAUUUAUCGAUCGUAUCACCGACAAAUUGGACGUUCUCAUGAGGAAUAAAGUAACUGUAACUGACGCAAUUAAUAACAAACCACCUCAGCGCUCAUACGCAGCCGUUGCACGCUCGAACUUAGAUCAGGCAUCAACAGCACCGAAACGGAAAGCAGACAGCACCCCUGCCUGUGAUCUGCCUUCUAAGAAGAAACCUACCCAGGACCAAACGAUACACACUGACAGCGGCUUACUUCGGUCUGGUAAACGUCGUAUUGCAAGCACAACUGACUUUGAUAAGAAUCCUCCAUCGACUUGUAACUCUUCUUCGCAACCUUGUUCGGACGCACCUGCUGCUAAGCCAAAAUCUGUUAUCCGCCUAGAGCAGACUGUUCUCAUUAAGCCUAAGACAAAUCAAAGUCCAGAUGCAACUAAAGAUGAUGUAUGUAAGCAGCUUGACCCAGUUUCCCUCGCAAUUAAAGAAGUUCACUUCAAACCUUCUGGUGAAGCCGUGCUCAGAUGUGAUUCUGUUGAAUCUUCAGCCAAACUUGUAGAAGCGGCAAAAAAAUCACUCGGCGAAAAGUAUGACGCUGAAAUUCAAAAAGCGUUAAAACCUAGGCUGCAAAUUUUUGGAUUCACGGACAAAAUUGACGAAGAUAACCUGAUCAUACAUAUACGGAAACAAAACGAGCUUGCCGAUAAUGCUGAUAUCAAAGUUGUGCGAACAAAUGCCACUUCUGUCAUCGUUGAGUCUGACGCUACAACGUUUGAAAAACUGGUCAACCUACGCCGUGUAAAUAUUGGAUGGGAGAGAUGCAGAGUUCGGGAAUACAUUGACGUACUGCGCUGCUACCGCUGCUCGGAAUAUGGCCACAUCGCAUCGUCUUGCACAAAGCCUCCGUGUUGUCCUAAGUGCGCUGGAGGGCACGAGCGGAAAGAUUGCACCUCUGUCUCUGAUAAAUGUGUAAAUUGCCACAACGAGAAUUUAGCCAAAAAGCAAAAUAGUGAUAUAUUGCUUGAUGUUAACCACCCCGCAUGGAGCCAGAUGUGUCCGAUCCACCAGCAGCGAAUCAAAAGAAAGCGACAACGAAUUGAUUACUGCUCGUAGCAGUC